UUGGAUAACAUGAAAAGAGGACGACUUGAUUUAGAGAAAUAUGAUUCUAGCCCAGCUGAAGAUAACCGAUUGAGCUUUAUAAAUAUUAGUAAUAAAUCAAUCGAGCCAGAGAAAAAGGAAGUAAGAAUACCUGAUCUUCAGUAUCCACAUGAAAGUAGGAAGUGGAAAGAAGUUAUUGAAGCUCAUAAUGAACUUGAAAAUGUGACUAAGAUGCUUGAUAAAUCAAUGAACAGUGCACUUGUUAAGACCGAGCAUGUAUUCCUCCAAGGCUAUAACCACUUUGUAAAAGAAAAACAGGCUAAGAUGCAAGAACUCGUUGAUAAAUUUAAGAAUAGAAAUACAUCAAUCACUAUGAAAGACGAGAAAAUAGAAAAAUUGGAGCAAUAUAUCCAUACAUUAAAAUAACCAACUUUUCUACUGUGAGCAAGCAAAGGACAAGAAAGAUGAGGAGAUCCUCCGCUUGAAGGAAUACCAAAGAAUGAUACUUGGAGAGAACGAAUUCCUCGUUAAGCAGAUCAAGGAGUCAAAAUAAGGAAAAUAGAUUGCUCAAAAUCGCAAUUUCUAAGCUCCAAAAUGACAUAGAGAAGCUUGCUAAGGAGACUGACCAACCUGUUGACCUGAACUACUCCUUCCUCAAUGACGAAAAGGAUAAUUUGUUGCAGAAAUUAGAAAAAGUUAUUGAAAAUUACACUAGUGAGGAGCUCAAUAAUGAUAAAAUUCUUGACAAAAUGAAAGAGAGAGAUACGACCUUUGACAAAAUAGCUGAAACUAAGAUCAAAACAUUUGACGAAUACUCAAAUGAAGAAGGCCUUAGAAAUAAACUCAGACAGGAAAACACCAGAGUGCAGAAUAAGUCUCAUGUGGACGUGAGGGAAAAUUUACUUCAGAGAUCUCCUUUACAGCCAACAAAGCUUUACUCCCCAGGAAAAAUCAGGAUAAGGACUCAUAAGUUGACUAACAAGACCACUUUACCACAAGGAUCUGCUCAAAAGAUUAGCAGGAUAAAGAAGAAGCUUGGUGGGGAUGACAAAUGGAAAGAUUUCUGAAGAGAGGUAUUAAAAGACACUAAGACUCAGCUGUAGUUAGCCCCUUCU
Molecule: messenger RNA, 1094 nt
Organism: Moneuplotes crassus
Lineage: Eukaryota; Ciliophora; Spirotrichea; Euplotida; Euplotidae
Source: the annotation of a GenBank genome assembly